AUGGCUGAUAACAAACUGUAUGAAAUAUUAGGUGUUUCAAGAAACGCUAGUGAGUCGGAAAUAAAACGAAAUUACCACAAACUUGCAAAAGAAUUCCAUCCUGACAAAAACCCAGCAGCUGGCGAUAGAUUUAAAGAAAUAAGCUACGCUUAUGAGGUUUUGUCUGAUCCUAAAAAAAGGCAAACUUACGAUAAAUAUGGAUUAAAAGGAUUGCAAGAAGGUGGACAAGGUGGAGGAUUUGCGUCUGAUGAUUUGUUUGGAAACUUCUUUGGUGAUAUAUUUGGUAUGGGUGUUGGUGGACGAGGUCGAGGACGUGCGCGUGGUGAAGAUACUAUACAUCCAUUGAAAGUGUCAUUAGAAGAUAUGUAUGUUGGCAAAACAGUAAAACUACAAUUAAGUAAAAAUGUUAUCUGUGGGCCUUGCAAAGGUGUAGGUGGAAAGCCAGGUUCUGUUGUAUCCUGCAGGGACUGCCAUGGACAGGGUGUUAAAGUUUCUUAUCAACAAAUUGGUCCUAACAUGACUCGUCAAUUUCAAACUCGUUGCCCAAAUUGUCAAGGUCAGGGUGAAACUAUUAAUGAAAAAGAUAAAUGUCCCAAAUGCAAAGGAAAGAAAGUAUUAAAUGAGAUAAAGAUACUAGAAGUUCAUAUUGAAAAAGGCAUGCGUGAAAAUCAGAAAAUAUUCUUCAGAGGUGAGGGUGAUCAACAACCUGACACCCAACCUGGUGAUGUCAUUAUAGUGGUGCAACAAAAACAUCAUGAAGUUUUCAAAAGAACAGGUGAUGACUUACUUAUGGAACAUGAAAUCACAUUGACUGAAGCUUUAUGUGGCUUUGAAUUUGUUGUCAAACAUUUAGAUGGACGAGAUCUUCUUGUGAGACAUUUACCUGGGGAAGUUGUAAAACCAGGAGAUUUGAAAGGAAUUCAAGGUGAAGGUAUGCCGCAACACAAAAAUCCUUUUGAGAAAGGUAACUUGUACAUCAAAUUUGAUGUUACUUUCCCUGAAAAUAAUUUUGCUAAUGAAGAUCAACUUAAACAAAUUGAAAGCAUACUGCCUCCUCGACCAGCGUUUGUUAUGCCAACUGGUGAGGAUGUAGAAGAAGUCAAUUUAAUGGAGUACACUGCUAGUGAAAGAAGUCGUGGACGUGAAGAGGCUUAUGCCAGUGAUGACGAAGAACACAUGCAUACUGGACCUGGAGUUCAAUGUGCCCAUCAA
Messenger RNA from Brenthis ino (lesser marbled fritillary), 1212 nucleotides. The record is from the annotation of a GenBank genome assembly. NCBI's taxonomy places the organism in Eukaryota, Metazoa, Arthropoda, Insecta, Lepidoptera, Nymphalidae.